AUGCGACCAGAUGGACCUCGCGACCCCGUCACCGGCCCCGAUUCGGGUCCUGAGCCCCCGUUUCCUGUGCGAUUGUCGGGUCCUGUCAUCAAAGGUUUCGGGCGGGGGAGUAAAGAGCUGGGUAUUCCUACGGCCAAUAUCUCGGCAGACAUGCUCGCGGAGCAUCCGGAUUUGGACAUAGGUGUAUAUUAUGGCGUGGUUGCGUUAGAUCCUAGUCGGUUUAAUUAUACGGAGACAUCAUCAUCGUCGCCUCAGGGAACUUGCGGGAAGAUUCUCCCCGCGGUGUUGAGUAUUGGAUAUAACCCGUUCUACAAGAACAAGGAACGCUCGAUUGAAAUCCACAUCAUGCCGCCCCUCGCAGCACCCUCCCCGACCGCCGCGAGCAACGAACAAGUGAAAUUCCACAAACUGCCGGACUUCUACUCGACACCGCUGAACCUGCUGAUUCUGGGUUACAUCCGACCGGAAUACGACUACGUUUCGCUUGGGGCUUUGGUGGAAGAUAUUCGGGUGGACUGUGAAGUGGCACGGAAGAGUCUGCAACGAGAUACAUAUGCGCGAUAUCUGGAGGAAGACAGAGAGGGCGAUAAUGAUACCGAAUACGUCAAGGCGCAUCGGCAAUGGUUGACGACGUUUAACGGGAAUCAGCAGGCACCUGCCCGGACGUCCGGAUUAUGAUUAUAAUAAUGAUGAUCACAUACAUACAUAUUUACUGGCCAUGAGAGACAUGCGCAAGGAAGGGGCAGCGGUGGGAUAGACAAAAAAGAAUGCUCGAGUUGACAUUUGGUGGUUUCUUGAAAUUUUUGUCUGUUUUGUGUGCAUAAUCCGCUUUGGAGCAUUUUGUGCAUUUAAUACAUAGGAUAAAUCUUGGCAUCUCUUGACCUGCUUCCACUUCCUGCUUGAAG
Molecule: messenger RNA, 905 nt
Organism: Aspergillus glaucus CBS 516.65
Lineage: Eukaryota; Fungi; Ascomycota; Eurotiomycetes; Eurotiales; Aspergillaceae
Gene: fmn1
Product: riboflavin kinase
Exons: 3
Coding region: 1-678 (225 amino acids)
Biological process (GO): FMN biosynthetic process; riboflavin biosynthetic process
Cellular component (GO): mitochondrion
Molecular function (GO): riboflavin kinase activity
Source: RefSeq, a predicted model, not a curated record